GUGGGAUAGAGGGACGAUCAUAUAGCUCGAGUUUCAUCCUUGGAAGUGGCAGAGAGUGUUCUUCAUUUAAUUAAUUGUUGUCUUCUUUUCAGGUCCUUUCGUUCUUAAUUUUCCCCUAAUCAUCAUUUUCAUUAAAAAGAAAAAGAAAAAAACCUUGAGAGAUCAUAAUUGUAGUAACACUACAUGCAUUAAGGAAUAUAUUUGUGGUUGCAAUCGAUUGAUAGAGAGGUUGUGGGUGUCUAAGUGAUCGUGAAUCUUCCGUUCGUUCCUGUCUCUACUACAAACAAGCUGGAUUCCAUACAGAGCUGAAGGCCUUCUCCUUUUGUUCCUCCCGCUAUUUUAUUGCCUUACGCACAUAUUUUCCCAAAUUAAGACUGGUGGAAAAUGGCUAUCGAAAGUGUUGGUGAAUUCGUUGUAUCUAAGAUAGCAGAACUCUUGGUGGAACCAACAAAAAGGCAGUUCCGUUACAUGUUCUGUUUCAACAAUUUUGUUCAAGAAUUCAAUGAACAAAAGAAGAACCUGGCUUUGACACUAGAUCGUUUGCAAAAGGCUGUCGAAGUUGCUGAAAGGAAUGCUGAAGAAAUUGAGAAAGAUGUCAACAAAUGGCUGGAGGAUGCAAACAACGAAAUUAAAGGUGUGAAUCCUUUGGAAAAUGAAACGGGAAAAAAUGACAAAUGCUUUACUUGGUGUCCAAAUUGGAUACGACAAUUCAAGUUAAGCAAGGCACUGGCAAAGAAGACGGAGACUUUGAGAAACCUUGAAGAAAGUAGCAAAAAGUUUCCAACAGUGUCCCACAAAGCACCUCUUCAAGACAUAGAAUUUCUUCCAUCAAAGGGAUUCACACCCUCAGAAUCAUCAAAAGAAGCUUUUGAACAAAUUAUGAAAGCUCUCAAAGAUGACAGUGUUAAUAUGAUCGGACUGUACGGCAUGGGAGGGGUUGGUAAAACCACCCUGGUGAAAGAAGUAGGCAGGAGAGCAAAAGAGUUGCGUCUUUUUGAUGAAGUUUUGAUAGCCACGGUGUCCCAGAAGCCAAAUGUCACUGACAUUCAGGAUCAAAUGGCAGAUAGUUUAGGUCUGCGUUUUGACGAGAAAAGUAAAAAAGGGAGAGCAGAUCGAUUAUGGCAGAGACUGCAGGGAAAGAAGAUUCUUAUAAUUGUAGAUGAUGUCUGGAGAGUUAUUAACCUGGAAGAGAUAGGGAUCCCAUUUGGUGAUGCUCACGGGGGUUGUAAAAUUCUUCUAACAACACGUCAUAAGGAUAUAUGUUCUUAUAUGGAGUGCCAGCAAAAAGUAUUGUUAAGUCUCUUAUCUGAAAAUGAAGCAUGGGCUUUAUUCAAAAUCAAUGCAGGUUUACAUGAUGAGGACUCUACCUUGAACACAGUGGCAAAGAAGGUUGCGAGAGAAUGUAAAGGAUUGCCUAUAGCACUUGUGACAGUGGGAAGGGCUUUAAGAGAUAAAUCUGCUGUUGAGUGGGAAGUAGCGUCUAAAGAGCUCAAAAACUCUCAAUUUCAGCACAUGGAACAAAUUGACGAAGAAAACAAUGCAUAUGCAUGUCUUAAGUUGAGUUAUGAUUAUUUGAAGCACGAGAAAACCAAAUUAUGUUUCUUGCUAUGCUGUUUAUUUCCAGAAGAUUACAACAUUCCAAUUGAGGACUUGACGAGAUAUGCAGUUGGCUACGGGUUACAUCAAGAUGCGGAGUCCAUUGAAGAUGCAAGGGAACGAGUUUAUGUGGAGAUAAAAACCCUCAAAGAUUGUUGUAUGCUGUUAGGAACUAGAAGUGAAGAAUAUGUGAAAAUGCAUGACUUGGUUCGUGAUGUUGCUAUUCAGAUAGCAUCAUCUGAAAAAUACGGAUUCAUGGUAAAGGCUGGCUUUGGGUUGAAGGAGUGGCCAAUGAGCAAUAAAAGCUUUGAAGGUUGUACAGUAGUUUCGUUAAUGGGCAAUGAACUAGCAGAACUUCCUGAAGAAUUGGUGUGUCCACAGCUCAAAGUUCUUUUAUUAGAACUGGAUGAUGAUUUGAAUGUUCCAGAGAGGUUUUUUGAAGGGAUGAAAGCAAUAGAAGUUUUGUCUCUACAUGGAGGGUGUUUGUCGUUGCAAUCACUUGAACUCUCAACGAACCUUCAGUCGUUGCUGUUGAGAAGGUGUGAAUGCAAGGACCUCAAUUGGUUGAGAAAGCUGCAAAGACUUAAGAUUCUUGUUUUCAUGUGGUGCGACUCCAUUGAAGAAUUACCUGAUGAAAUUGGGGAGCUCAAGGAGUUAAGGUUGUUGGAUGUUACAGGUUGUGAAUUGCUACGAAGGAUUCCUGUGAAUUUGAUUGCAAGGUUGAAGAAGUUAGAAGAACUGCUGAUCGGGGAUGAGAGCUUCAAGGGAUGGGAUGUUGUUGGAUGUGACAGCGCAGAAGGAAUCAAUGCAAGCCUAACAGAACUAAGUUCGCUGUCUCAUUUAGCUGUAUUAUCAUUGAAGAUACCGAAGGUUGAAUGCAUUCCCAGAGAUUUUGUUUUUCCCAGGUUGCUCAAAUAUGAUAUAGUGUUAGGGGAUUGGUAUUCAGAACUCGAUAAAGAAUACCCAACCUCGACAAGAUUAUAUUUGGGUGCUAUCAGCGCCACAUCCUUAAAUGCAAAGACAUUUGAGCAGUUGUUUCCUACUGUGUCUCAAAUUAGUUUUUGGAGAGUGGAGGGUUUAGAAAAUAUAGUAUUGUCCUCUUAUCAGAUGACCUCCCCUGGCCAUGGGUCGCCAAAGGACUUCUUACAAAGAUUAGAACAUGUCAAAGUGCAUGAAUGUGGGGAUAUUCGCACUCUGUUUCCAGCAAAAUGGCGGCAAGCUUUGAAAAAUCCAAGGAGAGUGAAAACUUAUGACUGCAAAUCAUUGGAAGAGGUAUUUGAAUUGGGUGAGGCUGAUGGAGGAAUUAACGAGGAGAAGGAGCUGCCGCUACUGUCAUCUUUAACAACGUUACGGUUGUCAGAUUUACCUAAGCUCAAAUGUAUAUGGAAGGGGCCCACCAGACAUGUCAGCCUCCAAAGUCUUUUUUAUCUGGAGUUGUUGUCUCUUAACAAACUGACAUUUAUCUUCACACCGUCCCUCGCUCGAAGUCUUAUUCAUCUGGAAACACUACAGGUAAAACAAUGCCAUGAAUUGAAGCGUCUUAUCAGAGAAAAGGAUGGUGGUGACAGGGAAAUAAUUCCAGAGUCUCUUCGCUUCCCAGAAUUACAAACUCUCUCCAUAGGUGAAUGUGAUAAACUGGAACGUGUCUUCCCUGUCUCCGUGUCUCCAAGUCUUCUGAACCUGGAACAUAUGAUGAUUUCUUUUGCUUAUAAUUUAAAGCAAAUAUUUUACAGUGAAGAAGGAGAUGCACUCACUAGAGAUGGCAUCAUCAACUUCCCUCAGCUAUCAAAAUUGUCCCUUUCAAGUUGCAGCGUUUUUGGUCCAAAGAGUUUUACUGCCCAAUUGCCAUCUUUGCAAGUGUUAACAAUUCAAGGCUACGAAGAAUCGGAUAAUUCGUUGGCACAACUGCAAGGGUUAACAAGUUUGGAAAAAUUAUAUUUGUACUUUGUGUAUGAACCUAACAUGAGCUGUAUAUGGAAAGGUCUCCCGCUAAGCAAUUUGACUAUUUUGGUGGUGAGGAACUGUAAGAGACUGAGAUAUGUAUUUACAGACAUCAUGAUUGCUAGUUUAGUUCAACUGAAAGUUCUAAAGAUAUCUACUUGUAAGGAUUUGGAACAAAUAAUUGCUAAGAAUAAUGAUGAUGAAAAGAAUCAAAUAUUGUCAGGAAGUGAUCUCCAAUCUUUAUGCUUCCCCAAUUUGUGUCGACUUGAAAUCAGAAGAUGCAACAGGUUGAAGAGUCUCUUCCUAGUAGCCAUGACUUCAGGUCUCCCAAAGCUCCAAAUACUUAAAGUAAGUGAAUCCUCUCAACUAGUGGGAGUAUUUGGGCAGGAUGAUCAUGCUUCGCCUUUUAAUGUUGAGAAGAAGAUGGUGCUCCCUUAUCUGCAAAAGUUGUCUCUAAAAGAAUUACCAAGCAUUGUCUGCUUCAGUCUUGGGUGUUAUGAUUUCUUAUUCCCUCGUUUGGGGAAGUUGGUGGUGUAUGAAUGUCCAAAGCUGACCACAAAAUUUGCUAUUAGAACAAAUGGUUCAAUGAGUGCUCAAUCAGAGGUAUCUCAAGUACCUGAGGAUUCAAGAACUGGUUCCCUCGUGCCAACCACCACUUGUAGAAUGUGGACCCGAAAUAAUGGGUGGGGAGAGGAAGAGGAAGAGGAUGGAGGUGGUCAUGAUGAUUAAGUCAGAUAAUAAGUCUGGCAUUGGAAUUUGAAAAACAAGCUAGUAAUUAAUUCUUGAAGGGGUUGGUUGGUUACCUAUGUGAUGAUCAACGCGACAUUGGUGGGAAGUAAUUCCAGCUGUUUCAUUAGCUACCAAUGUGUAUGUUUUCCCAUUUGUGUUUCUUUUCAAGUGUCCGAGCCUUCAAAAACGAAAGGCAUAAUUUUUACUCAUUUGUGUGCUAUUGUUUAAUGUUUGGAUUCUCAUUC
Populus euphratica (Euphrates poplar) is the source of this 4511-nucleotide messenger RNA. Its product is annotated as probable disease resistance protein At4g27220. The transcript is spliced from 7 exons. The coding region runs from base 385 to 4266 and encodes 1293 amino acids. The record is from RefSeq and is a predicted model, not a curated record. Gene Ontology annotation, molecular function: ADP binding. NCBI's taxonomy places the organism in Eukaryota, Viridiplantae, Streptophyta, Magnoliopsida, Malpighiales, Salicaceae.